Messenger RNA from Ectocarpus sp. CCAP 1310/34, 5920 nucleotides. Lineage: Eukaryota; Phaeophyceae; Ectocarpales; Ectocarpaceae. The record is from the annotation of a GenBank genome assembly.
AAGUACGCUCUUGAAGAAAUAUAAAGAGAACGUGACGGCCCUUACUUGGCACGCGUGGGCAGGCUUCCUCGCGAGUGUUGAACGGAGGCGGCCGGGCCUGGCCUCAAAACUUCAACAACUCAAACACCGACAGCAGUAGACAACACGUGUAGUUUUUUUUUCGUCCCACCCGAGGGGGAGUAUUGUAGCUCCUCGCCCUCCUCUCCACGACGCCUCCGCUUGGUGUGUGGUUUGGCAAGGGGGAAACGAGAGCUCUACGCACGCGUCGGGCUUCAAGCAGAGGCGGACACCAGCUCCUCCGCUGAUCACUGUCGUCAUCAGCACCCCCUUUGCUGAGCCCGAUCCUCGGCAGGGAUCUGACCUACCAUCGGAAGGUUGAAGUGGAGGAGCGGCAAAUAGAGCUAGGUCAUUGGAGCUAGCUGAAGUCGUGCUAGCUGCUUUAUUCCUUCAAACAGCACAGCAGGAAGGCGGAGCAGAGCGAGUACCCUCUGUCGCCCACGGAGCCUUGGAAGCUAGCCGAGGCGACCAUGUCCUCUCGGCAUGGAUUCCUGGGCACUAGCAGCAACAGCAGCAGCAGCGGGAGCAACAACAGCGGCGGGAGGAGGCGGCGCGCUGGAACGACCAUUUUGGUGACGGUGUUCGAAGCAGAGACCGGAAAGCAACUAGACUUUGAGCUUUCGGAAAGCGGGCAUGACGCGGGGGGUGCCACAGAGGCCCUCCGCAGAAGGCUCUACAGCUUGACAGGGGUGCCUGCAGAAAACCAGAUUAUACUCUGGGGAGGCCCCCCCUACAAGCCGCUCCGCUCCCAGCUUCCCCCGGCGAGCAUUACCGUCACAGUGCCGAGCACCGCCCCCACCGGUAGCGCUAGCUCGCGCGUUGGGUCAUCGUCUUCGAGUUCGAGUUUGACGACCACCGUCGCUACCAAGAUUUUUCUUUUCGACUGGCGUACCCUAGCCCCGGAGCAGCAACAGCAGCACCAGCAGCAGCGGCAUCGCCGCUCUUCAUCCAACUCCCAAAUUAUCGGUACCCUCGACGGCUCGCUUACCCCCAGCGGAAGCAGCGGCGGCGGCGGGACCGGUGGCGUAGACCAGCCCUUGGCAUCGUCGUCAGCUGCGCCUGGCGUCACCGGUGUUGACGCAGCUGGAGCAGCGGCGGCAGAGUCGUUGAUGAUGGAAGAAGCGGCGGAGUUCGUGGGUCCUGCGGAGGUUACCCUGCCCACGGAACCAGGGGCGUCGCCGUCUCCGUUGCCGCCGGUGGAGGGAUCCUAUCUGCUCAAGACGAUUGCCGGGUACGAGAGGGGCUCGAUGCUGACCUUGAACAGAGGGCAAGCGUACCUCGAAUCGUCCCGACGGAGAUUGGCGGGAGCGGAGACGUGCGCAGAGAGGAUGCAAACUAUGGUUAUGGCUCUAGACGCGGCUGUGUCCAACUCCCUGGACCACUGGGACCCUCUGCAACGAGCGUACAACGGCCUCAAGGAGAAGCUUGGAGAACAGGCGCUGAGGCACGAGAAGAUGCUCGAGACGUUUGAGCAAGACGUUGCCACGCUCGGGACAAUACCCGUGCACCCGGCUCUCGCCGCCGCCUCAGCAACAACGACAAUCACCCGCGGUGGCGGUGGCCGGCAGAGCCGGGCCCCUUCACUAUCCUCCUCGACCGCUUCCUCCUCUUCGCGGCUGGGCAGCGGCCGAAUCGAUUAUUCCAUCUCAGAAGAGCCCCCUUUAGACCCUACGGCAGGGGGUGGUUUGAUGCGUGAGAAGAGAUUGCCGUCAGUACGGCAAGGGGAGGAGGAGGAGGUGGGCGGGAGUGGGAGAGGUGGCAAGACGUUGCUGGACUGCAUCCCGGUAGAGAGGGAGCAGAGGCUGCUGGAGUCGUGCCGCACCAGCCAGCGGAGGUUCCAGCAGGAGGCGGAGAACGUGGCGCAGAAGUUCGCCACCAUUGAGAAGGGCAUACUGGAGCAGCGAGGGGACCCCGUAACGGUGAAUGACGCUGUACAGGAGCUCUUGGAGCGCGCCAGGCGGCUGUGCAGAGAUCAGGAGAGCAAGAGGGCUGAGCUUGAGGCGAACUACCUGGAGUCCUUCAACCUCGCCAAGGAGAGUGGGACAGACGACGCCGAAAAGCAGAACGCGAUCAAUCGCUUGACGCAGCUUAUCCUAGAGUCGGAGAAGCUCGUGCCCAUGAUGAAGGACAACGAUCAACAGACCAUGGCCAUUGCUAUGGAGAUCGCGACAGCUAAGGCGUCGCUGUUGACCAACCUCCGGCAGCGCCUACGCGAGGUUUCCAGGCUACAGACCGACAUCGGGAAGAUACAGAAACACCAGGAGCUGGUGGGGAUGGCUUGGGGGCAGAAGGAGGAGCAGUUCGAGCACCUCGGGAAGGUGGCGAGGAUGCCUGCGGCGUACAACGCUUUCCUUCGUGAGGUCUUAAGGCAACGUCGAUUCCAUGAGGACUUCGAGGCGACGGUGUCGGACUUCUGCAACUCCAUGGCCGCUCUCCGAUCCUCUGAAAUAGUGUCGAGGCAGGAAUUCAUCCAAACACACCUCGGGAAUCUCCCGCCCGUGUUCCUAGAGAUGGCACCGGGCCUCCGCAACAUGCCGCCGACCUUCAACCCCGGCCCGAUCACGCCGCUGAGACCGGGAGAACUCCCCGAAGUCUACCCCGACCCUGCUGCCGCCGACGAAGAGGUGGACGGGGGCGGCGAGUCGGCGAGCAAGGAAGCCGGCGGUGCCGGUAGUGUUGCAGGUAGCGUCACGCCCGAAGCGGCGGCAGCGGUGGUGGUGGCUGGGGCAGGUGCAGCAACCGCGGUGGCGGCGGCGGCGAUACAAUCGAGCGCAGCGGAGACGGGGUCGGCUGCGGUUUCCACGCAGACAACGGCGGCUGCGGUGGACGGGGCGGCCGUCUCCACGCAGACAGCGGCGGCGGCGGCAGCGGUGGGCGGCGCGGCUGUCUCGACGCAGACGGCAGCGGCGAGCGGGGCGGCGGUCGGGACACAGACGGAGCGAGACUGGCUCCGGCCUACGAACGAGGGCCGGAGCGUGGAAGGUGAUGGUGGCAGCGGGGGGACCGAUGAUGACGUUGGUGGAGGCAGAGCAGACGCUGCGGCCGCAGAAAGCGUUGAGGCCCGCGGCGAGGGCGAUGCACCGGUUGAGAGCGUGGAGGAGCGAGCAGCCGGCCAGGAAAGCGGCGUCGCCAGGUCGAUUUCCGCCCUGGAAGCAGAGAACGCCCGUCUCGCCGACGAGCUCGCCAAGGCUCGAUCCCGGCUCGAGGAGCUCGGUACCGCCGCUGCGGGAGCACCGGCGCUAGAGUCGGCUCCAUCGGAGGCAGAGCGGGCGGCGAUAGAGCCGGACCGAAGUCCAGGAACGACUGCUGCUGCUGCUGCUGCUGCUGCUUCAGGUGGUGGCGAUGAUGCUGUUGUUGUCCCCGGUGCGGUGGAAGGAGAGGACCCAGCCCCGAUGCCGAGAGGUGUGGGUGGCGAAUUCGCACGGCCCCGACGCAGCUACAGCGACGUCGUGGUGAGCGGAAGCGGCCGCCGGGAGUCGGCAAUUGCUGCCACCGCCUCCGCCGCAGCAUCUGCUGGAGGAGGAGGCGAGGUGCGCGGUACAGGCGCCCGGCGCGGGUCAUCGAAGGAAACCAAGAACCAGUUGGCCGCGUACCGCGCCGGUCUGACGAUGCUGGUCAAGUUGACCGACCAACACAAACUUGCUGACCAGCAGCGUGGCGGCGCUGCGGUAGGGGUGGCGUCGGCGUCGGCGGCGGAAGCGGCAUCGGCGGUACAGCCGGGGGCGAUGGAGGACCCGGCCGUAGGUACAAGGGCGACGGUAACUGCAAGAACGGCUGCUGCCGAGGACCCGGCGUCACCGUCUUCGCCAACUGAUUCCGAGGGCCAUCCAUCUCCCGGUAGUGACCGCCCGACACCCGCUACGGCUGUGGACGGGCAGGCCACCGCCGGCGGCGGUGGUGAUGUUGGUGACGCGGCAUCGCCGGACGUGAAAGAAGCGUCGGAGAGAGAGUCAACAACGGUCCCCGACCGAGCUCAAGAAGCACACCCAGCAGCGGCAAUAUCAGCCGUAGAGGUAGACAAGGAUCACGCCACAGCGAAACCAGCGGUGGCAGAGGCCACGGCACCACCAGAGGACAGGCAGGGGGGAGCGCGGCCGGCGGGAGAGGAUUCAUGUUCAUCGCCAGACCACAAUGAAGCGGCGUCUCCCGAAAGGGCGGCGACGACCCCGGCAAGUACGGCGACCGGAGGCACCGCGGUGGAAACGGCGGGCGGGGGGCUGGUCGCAAGGCCAUCGGGGUCUCUCGGAGGCGUCGAGCGGAUAAGGCGCGCGGCGGACUACGUGGCAACUCACCUUCAGUACAACCAUGCUCUAGCUGCCGUACCGCGAAUCUCGAUGUGCUCUUUCAGCGUACAGGACAUCGCGCUGUUCCUGCCGACUAUGGUGGGAUCUCCGGACGGCUCUUCGGGCGGCCCGGUGUUCCUGGCGUUUCACGUUAACUGCCCGAACCGGUACCUGUCCGAGGAAAGCAUCAACAAUGCCCGCGAGACGCUGGGUGCUUCUCCGGCGUACAUAUUGGGCCGCAUCAUCCUGGUGGAGCAGCACGUGGCCUCUGAGGAGCCCAACCCGUACAACGUUGCUCCGAAUACGGUGUACUACGUCCUCACCGCAGAAAACGUCGGCUAGAAAGAUCAGGCCAAGGCCUUGUCACGGCCAGCAAGGGACAUGAAGAAGGGGGGCAUCAAGAUUGUAAUAUCUAGUGGGGUCGCGGGGUCGGGUUUUGGUUCAAGGACGGGAAAGAUUGCUACGGAGUAUUGUCGUUCCACGGCCGGCUCGCCCUUGUGCCGGGCAGGAUUGUCGGCCCAUCCACGGCCCGAAUGAGCGCGGCCCCGGCAUCGAAAGACCCAGGAGGGGGCGCUAUUCUGAUUAGGGUCGAUAUCCAUCGCCAUCCCCAGUAGUCGCCCCCUCAUUGGGAGGAGCAGGUCGCUCGAAUCGGUCACAGACGGCUGCUUGUCCUUGUCGAGGGCACUGUGGUCUUGGUUGCCUUGACGGUGUCGGUGUUGGUGGUGGUGGUCGUCUUGUUUGGAUUCCCGCUCGUGUAGGUUUUUUACCCAUCGGCCGACCCAGUCGAUCGCUUUUUUUCUUGGUUGUUGCACCCCGCCAUAGUGAGUGACUUGUAUAGCUGCCUCCUGAUGUUAGUUAGUGUUUGCGUUCUGUGUAUCUACCAAUUGUGUGAUUCCGUUAUUGCGGCAAUGCUUCCAAGUACUUGGUAGCAGGCGGCCCCCACCACUUGUACCUGCUGUGGUGUCGCUUGCUCCGUUUCCCCCGUCCUCCGGGGGGGGUAUGGUUUUGGUGGAGUCAAAGUUGACGCGCGAAAAAGUAGCAUACUGCCUGUAUCGCACAACGGUGAUGAUCUAGGUGAUACGAGUGGUUUACCGGUUGAGACGGCGCGCUAGAACGAGUUGGUGGCCUAUUCGUUUUUCGGCCCUGUGCCCCCCCGAAGUCUGCGCUACCCUUCGGUGGUUGGAUGACGUUGAUAGAGCCGGAGGGUUUCCACCGAUGUGGAUGUUUGUGGUACCGUUUCGCCCCGAGUUCUUCCUCGUGGAUGGCGGUCAUAGUUUCUCCUGCUGUUAACAGAACGUACGUGCGGUUGUACCGCCGUUUCUGUUUCUUGUGUGGCUGUUGGUGGCGCAGAGACCUCGUGGGCUCGCGCUGCACGGCAAGUCGAAAAGUCGCGUCGCCUCGUUUUAAACAAGGAAGUCAAUGCAGCACGACUAUCCAUGUAUUCAGGAUACAACCGCUGAUGACAGCAGUGUUUGAAAACCACACACGCACCCCAAAUCAUGAUAUGGACUGCUUGUCUGGUGUGCUGAGAAGGUUGGAAAUUGCUGUCGUUGUUUGCACCUGGUUGGAGGACGCUCAAU